GGGCUUGAACUGGAGUCCUUGAACACUUUAAUGUGAGCGCUUAGCCAGGUGCGCCACCGCCUGGCCCCCAGUUCUGAUAUUUCCACACCCACUCGUUUCUUGUGCUUCUGGACCUAGAGUCUCUUGACCUGACUACAUGUUAUGCCAUUACUCAGCAUACUGCCUGCCACACAGUUGGCGCUCAACAAACAGGAAUGCCUGAAGAGGCCAUAUCUAGGAGGGGAGUUUCACCAGACUGUGAAAGGACCACUAGGAAUAAAUAUGUUCCUUGCUUCUCAAGUUUUGUGGCCAGUGGUAGGUAGAGAAGGUGAAUUGUGACUUGUGGAACACAGAACCUCUGGGAGUUCCGUAACCAAGAAGAGAAAGAAGUAACAACAGCCAGUGGAGACAAAAAAGAACUGUUUCUCCCUUCUUCUCCCUCUGAGUUCCUAGUGGCGAGCUGAGCCCAGCACUCCAGGCUUGGGCUGGGUUCCUUACCCCUCAGUGGGUCCAGGUGUCGACUUCCUGAGCAGAUGGGAGGCUUUUAAGUAGCAAAGUUCCCUGCUCUCAGCAAGCCCAACACCAUGGGGAAGGGAGACAAUGCUGAGACAGCACCCACCACCUCAGCCUACCGCUCUGUCAUGGAAGAGUAUGGUUACGAGGUGGGCAAGGUCAUUGGCAAUGGUUCCUAUGGGACAGUGUAUGAGGCUUACUACACAAAGCAGAAGGUCAUGGUGGCUGUCAAGAUCAUCUCAAAGAAGAAGGCCUCUGAGGAUUAUCUUAACAAAUUCCUACCCCGUGAGAUACAGGUCAUGAAGGUUCUGCGGCACAAGUACCUCAUCAACUUCUAUCAAGCCAUUGAGACCACGUCCCGAGUGUACAUCAUCCUGGAGCUGGCUCAGGGUGGUGACGUCCUUGAAUGGAUCCAGCGCUACGGGGCCUGCUCUGAGGCCCUUGCUGGCAAAUGGUUCUCCCAGAUGACCUUGGGCAUCGCCUACCUGCACAGCAAAGGCAUCGUGCACCGCCUGACGCCCAGCCUUUCUGCUGCUGGUAGGGAUUUAAAGUUGGAGAACCUGUUGCUGGACAAGCGAGAGAAUGUGAAGAUAUCGGAUUUUGGCUUCGCUAAGAUGGUGCUUUCUAACCAGGCUGUGCGUAAUAGUCCUUCUCACCGCCAAAUGAACUGCUUUACCCACCUCAGCCAGACUUACUGCGGCAGCUUUGCUUAUGCCUGCCCAGAGAUCUUGCUAGGCUUGCCCUACAACCCUUUCCUGUCCGACACCUGGAGCAUGGGCGUCAUCCUCUACACGCUAGUGGUCGCCCACCUGCCCUUUGAUGACACCAAUCUCAAGAAGCUGCUGAAAGAGACUCAGAAGGAGGUCACUUUUCCAGCCAACACCAACAUCUCCCAGGAGUGCAAGGUCCAGCUACUCACUGUCUGUGUGGCACAUUGGGGGCCAAGCUCAGCCAAGACCUCUCUCUCCCCUGCCCUAGAACCUGGUCCUCCAUAUGCUACGGCAAGCCACCAAGCGUGCCACCAUCCUGGAUGUCAUCAAGGACCCCUGGGUAAUCAAGUUCCAGCCUGAGCAGCCCAUUCAUGAGAUCAGGCUGCUCGAGGCCAUGUGUCAGCUCCCCAGCACCAAUAACCGUCACCUGUCCUUGGAAGUCAAUUCCUGAGUGGCUGAGGGAGGAGGGUGAGAGAAGAGCGAAGCAAGAGGAUGGGAGCUCAAAGUAUUUAAUAUGCAAAAUAAAUCUACUUUUUAGUUUCAUCA
Molecule: messenger RNA, 1748 nt
Organism: Erinaceus europaeus (western European hedgehog)
Lineage: Eukaryota; Metazoa; Chordata; Mammalia; Eulipotyphla; Erinaceidae
Gene: TSSK4
Product: testis specific serine kinase 4
Exons: 4
Coding region: 564-1562 (332 amino acids)
Biological process (GO): protein phosphorylation; intracellular signal transduction; microtubule cytoskeleton organization
Cellular component (GO): cytoplasm
Molecular function (GO): tau-protein kinase activity; protein serine/threonine kinase activity; ATP binding
Source: RefSeq, a predicted model, not a curated record